Molecule: messenger RNA, 2900 nt
Organism: Lucilia cuprina (Australian sheep blowfly)
Lineage: Eukaryota; Metazoa; Arthropoda; Insecta; Diptera; Calliphoridae
Gene: snu
Product: ABC transporter G family member 23
Exons: 12
Coding region: 144-2555 (803 amino acids)
Cellular component (GO): membrane
Molecular function (GO): ATP binding; ATP hydrolysis activity; ABC-type transporter activity
Source: RefSeq, a predicted model, not a curated record
CCAGUGUUUGUGUUUUUGUGUGUUUUUUUUAUAAAUAAAAAAAGUUUAAAAGUGAAGAAUAAAUAAAGUUGUUAUUGUUUUGUUGCAAUAUAUUUGUUAAUUAAACAAAUUAAAAUAAUCAAAAGUAAAACAGAAGAAUAAUAAUGGCUCGUAGGAAAGUUUCUUUAACGUUGUCGUCUUCAUCGUUGGCUUUGUCUAAACAGCAGCAGCAGCAACCAUCUACACUGGAUAUUGAGAAAAUUAAACGCCAUUUUAGUUGGUCUGAUUGUGAGACAAUUUCUUCCGAUCCAGUUAUGGCCACAAAUAAUGAUGGCGGAACAAUAGCACCAAAUCAGUGGCAACGUAAUUCCCAAGCCGCCGUCUCAGUACGUCAUGCUUUUAAAGCUUAUGGCAAAAAGAAAAACGCAAAUCAAGUUUUAAACAACUUGAAUAUGACAGUACCAAAGGGCACAAUUUAUGGUCUUCUAGGCGCUUCGGGUUGUGGUAAAACAACUUUACUCUCCUGCAUAGUGGGCCGUCGUCGACUAGAUUCUGGUGAAAUUUUCGUAUUAGGUGGUAAACCUGGUACACCUGGCUCUGGUGUACCUGGCAAACGUGUCGGUUAUAUGCCACAAGAAAUAGCACUCUAUGGUGAAUUUUCCAUACGUGAAACAAUGAUGUAUUUCGGUUGGAUAUUUGGUAUGGAAACAAAAGAGAUUGUUGAACGUUUACAUUUCUUGUUGAAUUUCUUGGAUUUACCAUCGGAGAAACGUCUGGUGAAGAAUUUGAGUGGUGGCCAACAGAGACGUGUAUCGUUUGCUGUCGCCCUAAUGCACGAUCCGGAAUUGUUGAUUUUAGAUGAACCCACAGUUGGUGUAGAUCCUCUGCUAAGACAGAGUAUAUGGAAUCAUUUGGUUCAUAUAACAAAAUCGGGACAGAAAACAGUUAUAAUCACAACACAUUAUAUAGAAGAGGCCAGACAAGCGCAUACGAUAGGUUUAAUGCGUUCUGGUAAUCUAUUGGCCGAAGAAUCACCCAGCGUUUUACUAUCCAUGUACAAAUGUAUCAGUUUAGAAGAAGUAUUUUUAAAAUUAUCCCGCAUUCAGUCACAAAAGGGCGAUAUAUCUCAGGUUAACUUCAGUAAUAAUAUUUCAUUACAUGCCAUGGGUUUCGGCAGCAAAAUGGAUAAACCUAGUUCCAGUCAAGAAGGCGGCGUUGUGGGCUUAAAUUUCCAUCAAAGCAAAGAAGUUUUAAUCAACGAUACUAAUGGAUCCAUUUAUACGUUAAAUCAAGAACCCUACGAUCCACCCAUGAAAAAGAAUAAUCCAAAUGAUGAAGAAAGUUGUCAAGAUUGUUAUGCUAAUUUAUGUCGAGUAACUUCCAAGGGUAAAAUCAAGGCGUUAUUAACAAAGAAUAUGUUGCGCAUGUGGCGUAAUGUGGGAGUAAUGUUAUUCAUCUUUGCCCUGCCCGUAAUGCAAGUUAUUUUGUUUUGUUUGGCUAUAGGACGGGAUCCUACCGGUUUGAAUUUGGCUAUUGUUAAUCAUGAAAUGAAUAAUACGGAAAUUUGCUAUUGGGAAGAUGGUUGCCAUUUUACCAACUUGGGCUGUCGUUAUUUGAAUCAUCUAAAUCAUAGUGUGGAGAAAACGUUUUAUUCCGAUCUGGAGGAUGCAAAAGAAGCGGUUAGACUGGGCAAUGCCUGGGGUGCUAUUUAUAUAACGGAAAACUUUACAGAUGCUUUUACCGCCAGAGCAGCUUUAGGUCGCGAUUCCGAUGAUGAGACCAUUGAUCAGUCUGAAAUUAAGGUUUGGCUUGAUAUGUCUAAUCAACAGAUUGGUGUUAUGUUAAAUCGUGAUAUUCAGCUGGCUUAUCGUGACUUUGCCAUGGGCCUUUUAGAUCAAUGUGGUAAUAAUCCCAAAUUGGGUGAUGUACCCAUUCAAUUUAAGGAACCCAUUUAUGGCACUAUGAAUCCUUCGUUCACCGAUUUUGUUGCUCCUGGUGUUAUUUUAACCAUUGUUUUCUUCUUGGCUGUCGCUUUAACAUCAUCGGCUUUGAUCAUCGAACGUACUGAGGGUCUUUUGGAUCGUUCUUGGGUUGCUGGUGUAACUCCCGCAGAAAUUCUAUUCUCUCAUGUUAUAACACAAUUUGUGGUCAUGUGUGGUCAAACGACAUUGGUGCUUGUCUUUAUGUUGGUGGUAUUUGGUGUCACCAAUAAUGGUGAUUUAAUUUGGGUUAUUGUUCUCACACUGCUGCAGGGUUUAUGUGGAAUGUGCUUUGGUUUUCUUAUAUCAUCGGUUUGCGAGCUGGAACGUAAUGCCAUACAACUGGCACUGGGUUCAUUCUAUCCCACGCUAUUGCUGUCGGGUGUCAUUUGGCCCAUUGAGGGUAUGCCCAUAGUGUUAAAAUACAUAUCCCUGUGCCUGCCUUUGACCUUGGCCACCUCGUCGCUGCGUUCUAUAUUGACACGAGGUUGGGAAAUUGUGGAAACUUCAGUGUAUUCUGGUUUCCUUAGUACUUUAGGCUGGAUUUUAGGUUUCUUAAUAUUAACAUUAUUGGUGCUGCGUUCGAAACGAGGUUAAUAUUUGUUUUAACAACUAAACGAUCGUCUGCGAUCUUUAUUCACUUUUUUUUAAUGUGUUGAAAGGCUUUUGUGUAACUUUUAACAUAAAAAAACUUUUCCUAUCUAUUGGCGAAUUCAUAUUUUAUUUCACUUUUAUUUUUUUUAAUUGUUUUUUUAGGUUUUAUUUAAUUUAAUUCUCUUUUCAUUACUACGAUCUUACGAUUUCUCUUAAAAUAUUCUAACUACGAUCCUUACUUUUUCUUUAAAAAAACUAUCAUUUUCAUUUCAUAUUUAUGUUUCAAAAGCCUUUUUUAAGAAAAAAAAAACCACAAAACUUUGUAAAAAAUAAUGUUUAAAACUCCUA